AUGGCUGCGUCCACAAAGUUUCUGAGAGAGUACAAACUCGUUGUCGUCGGCGGCGGUGGUGUUGGUAAAUCCUGCUUAACCAUCCAAUUGAUUCAAAGCCAUUUUGUCGACGAAUAUGAUCCAACAAUUGAAGAUUCAUACCGAAAGCAGUGUGUUAUCGACGAUGAGGUGGCCCUCCUCGAUGUCUUGGAUACUGCUGGCCAGGAAGAAUACAGUGCUAUGCGCGAGCAAUAUAUGAGAACCGGAGAGGGCUUUUUGUUGGUCUACUCAAUUACGUCUCGCCAAAGCUUUGACGAAAUCACCACUUUCCAACAGCAGAUCUUACGAGUCAAGGACAAGGAUUAUUUCCCCAUGGUUGUUGUGGGCAACAAGUGUGAUCUCGAAGGCGAGCGUGAAGUGACCAGGCAAGAGGGUGAAGCUUUGGCACGAUCUUUCAACUGCAAAUUUAUCGAGACAUCAGCGAAGUCGCGCAUCAAUGUCGACAAAGCGUUCUAUGAUAUUGUUAGAGAGAUACGAAGAUACAACCGCGAAAUGCAAGGCUAUUCCACUGGCAGCGGCGGUGGAUCUGGUGUAAACGGCCCUCCCAAGCCUAUGGACAUGGAAGAUGGGGAGAAAGAGGCUGGCUGCUGCGGCAAGUGUGUCAUUAUGUGA
Molecule: messenger RNA, 651 nt
Organism: Pochonia chlamydosporia 170
Lineage: Eukaryota; Fungi; Ascomycota; Sordariomycetes; Hypocreales; Clavicipitaceae
Product: small GTPase superfamily, Ras type
Exons: 4
Coding region: 1-651 (216 amino acids)
Biological process (GO): signal transduction
Cellular component (GO): plasma membrane
Molecular function (GO): GTPase activity; GDP binding; GTP binding
Source: RefSeq, a predicted model, not a curated record